UUGCCCUCAUUACAUCAUGGUUUGGAGGCGUUCGUCUGAUAUUCCAUUCCCUUCCGUUUGGCACCGAUUUCAGGCCAAAUCCGGAACUAGCGAUCGACAGGCAUGGUACGUUGUUCAAGAUCUACCGGAGGAUCUUUUCGAGGCGGCCGUCCAACAUAUGACCGGUCCAUUUUCCCGGGAUGAACUUAUGAAUCGCACAUUGGGCUUGGGACAGGACAAACUGGCGAUGGACACGGUCAUCAGCCUGUGGCGCGAGAUGGUUAGCCAAAGGUUGUCCCUAGUGUGCUUCGAAGAAGGUUCCAGCAAAAUUGUCGGUCUUAAUAUCCUGGCAGUUUCCGGCAAAGCCGAUGCCGCUGAUGAGAAAUUCCCCAGUGCCAUAUUUCAAACGAUCUUCGACGUCAUCGGGUACGUCUGUAAAUCGGCGAACGUUUUCGACAAAUACGGAGUCAACGAAUACCUUAGCGCGAUGGGACUUUCCGUAGAGCCGGAAUACCGAGGUCGAGGAAUUGCAACCGAGAUACUCAGGGCACGGGUUCCACUUUGUCGAGCUGUAGGCCUCCGGCUGACGUCGACCUGCUUUACCGGACCAGCUUCUCAGCAUGCGGCUCGAAAGGCAGGCUUCGUCGAAGACUUCUCUGUAGAAUAUGGAGCCCUUGCUGAAAUUGACAAGCGGUUUGUGUUUCCGGGAAUCGAACAGGAACGGUGCAGUUAUAUGAGUUUGAGCAUCGAUUAAGAUCGUUCCGAGAUUCCCAUAAACUUCACAAAUUUAUUGGCACUUUAAAGAUAUUAUAAUAGAUGUCAGAACACGUGAAUAAGUCAUGCAUUGGAAAUCCAAAAGAGACAUCUUUUGAUUUAAGAAGUAAAAAAAAAAUGGUCAUUUAAAGAAAGAACAGAGUAACUAGUUCAGCGGAUCUCAAUCGUUUGUUAAAAAGAGAAAAAUACAGUUAUUAACGAACUCAAACUCUUUCCAGAACCAGAGCAAUCUAAGGCAAAAGAUUCAAGAUGUUAAAAAUAGGCGCCAAAUGACGUGAUUCGCCAAGUGUAACCCAGUUGGCUUCACUACUGCAGGUGCUUCACUCGAGAAACGUGAGCUCGAAUGAGUUUUGUUGCAUUGUCCGAUUGUGAUGCAUAGUCACUGGUCAGAUUAUGUCACACGGUCGGAUUAUGUUGCAUGGGUAGAUAAUGUCACAUGUUGAAAUUAACGAAAAUGAUCCUUCAUUGACCAGUUUCAAUAGUGUACAGAGAACUGUAGAAAUUCUAUGCUAACUUUACGGCGCAAGUUUAAUAACAUCAUCCUUAUUUUUUGUCAUUUUUGACAUGGCUUUUUUUAGUUUCUUUAAUACUUCACU
Molecule: messenger RNA, 1349 nt
Organism: Uranotaenia lowii
Lineage: Eukaryota; Metazoa; Arthropoda; Insecta; Diptera; Culicidae
Exons: 2
Coding region: 17-733 (238 amino acids)
Molecular function (GO): N-acetyltransferase activity
Source: RefSeq, a predicted model, not a curated record